This is a messenger RNA of Strongylus vulgaris, 1056 nucleotides long. The record is from the annotation of a GenBank genome assembly. Lineage: Eukaryota; Metazoa; Nematoda; Chromadorea; Rhabditida; Strongylidae.
AUGGAUAGAUUCAGUUUGGAAGUAGAAACCGUCUACUGUAAUGAUUCCGGUACCCAGAACAAUGUUUUCAAGCUGACUCCAGAAGAACUCAAAAAUCGGAUUGUUGAUGUCAUGGAUUUUGUCAAGGAUCCCAUCGCUUCCCACGACUACUGCCCAGAAGAGGAUCCAAAAUUGUAUCGUAGCCAAAAAACUGGUCGAGGUCCCCUUCCUGAGAACUGGGUAGAAGAAUUUGUGAAGGCGGGUAAACCCGUCAUGUGCGCUUACAAGAUGUGCAAGGUGGAGUUUCGAUACUGGGGAAUGCAGACGCGAGCUGAACGUUGGAUUCACGACCUAGCUCUACGAAAUACGAUGCUCCGGGCACAUCGACAAGCUUGGGCUUGGCAAGAUGAAUGGGUAGGGUUGACAAUGGCUGACAUUCGAAGGUUGGAAGCAGAAGCGGCUGAACAUCUAUCUGCUAUGAUGGCCAACGAAGCCGACGAAGCAGCCGAAGAAUCAGAAGAUGACGCAUCAUCAGGUGAUAUCUAUUUUGACUGUAGCGAUGGAUCAUCACUCAAUCACAAACCAUCAAUUAUUCGAUGGAGUUCUGAGCUUGAAUUGGAGAUCGUGGAUGAGCAUUCGCCACCACUUACACCUAAUGCCGUGUCAAGCACAGCUUUGUUAGUGAUGGUAUUUCACGGUGAAUUCUGUCCGGAUAAUCCAGCGGACAAAGCUACAGACACGACCACCUUUAAGUCCACCAUCGACUCCCUAGUUCAAAGGCACUACCCUCAGUUACGUGGCCGAGUUCAUGUAGUAACGGUUCCAUGCGGAUCUGAACUUGAUCCUGUUGUUAAUAGCCUCUCCUCGAUCUCUGCUUCAUUUGGAGCACUUCUUCCAGCACUUUCACUUAUUAUUUCAAGCGCUCACACUCUUUACUUUGAGGCGAUUGAGGGGACGAUACGGCGUGCGAACGAAACCUAUAGUGAGUUUGUCGAAACUCAGCCACAAUUUAGUGGAGAGGUUUUCGUAGUGGGCGAUUCUCUCGGUGGUUUGCUUCUCUAUGAGGCAAUGACUAAA